CAGCUGUCACGCCCGGCACACGCUCCUCGUGCGACACACGGACACCCCAGACACCGCCACCAUGCGAGGGGCCCUGGGGAGGCCGAGGGACCCUCCGCCCGCUGCCCGCAGGUGCCUUUACCUCUGAGAGGCGGCGACACCUACCCGCCUGGGACACCCCCCGGCCGGGACACCCCCUCCCAAGCCCCCCCCAGAAGGGGGGCGGCGCAUGCGCGCCGGGCGGCAGCGGGUCAGAGCGGCGUGGGCAGCGAUGGCCGGCGGGGAGCAGCGCGGCGCGCCCGGCGGCCCCGAGCGGGUGGCGCUGAAGAAGGAGAUCGGGCUGGUCAGCGCCUGUGCCAUCAUCAUCGGUAAUAUCAUUGGUUCUGGGAUCUUUAUUUCGCCAAAAGGAGUUUUGGAGCACACCGGCUCGGUGGGACUUGCCCUCAUUAUUUGGGUGCUUGGCGGUGGGGUGGCUGCCCUUGGCUCUCUAUGUUACGCCGAACUGGGAGUCACUAUCCCCAAAUCAGGAGGGGAUUAUUCCUACGUCACAGAGAUUUUUGGUGGGUUAGCUGGGUUUCUACUGCUGUGGAGUGCAGUGCUUAUCAUGUACCCGACCAGUCUAGCUGUCAUCUCCCUGACCUUCUCAAACUAUGUCCUGCAGCCCGUCUUCCCUAACUGUAUCCCCCCCUAUAAUGCCUCCAGGAUCCUCUCCAUGGUGUGUUUACUCCUCCUGACAUGGGUGAACAGCUCCAGCGUUCGAUGGGCAACGCGCAUCCAGGACAUAUUUACAGCAGGAAAACUCUUAGCCCUGACCCUUAUCAUUAUUGUGGGCUUCAUACAGAUCUUUAAAGGAAACUAUGAAGAGCUGAUACCAAGCAACGCAUUCAAUUUUUGGAUGACUCCGUCGGUGGGGCAUUUAGCAUUAGCUUUUCUUCAAGGGUCGUUUGCCUUCAGUGGCUGGAACUUCUUGAACUAUGUAACAGAAGAACUGGUUGAUCCCCGCAGGAACCUACCUCGUGCCAUAUUCAUAUCCAUCCCAUUGGUGACAUUUGUGUAUACGUUCACCAACAUUGCAUAUUUCACUGCCAUGUCACCCCAAGAGCUCUUGUCCUCCAACGCUGUGGCGGUAACAUUUGGUGAAAAGUUACUGGGCUAUUUUUCCUGGGUUAUGCCAGUCUCAGUGGCCCUAUCUACAUUUGGAGGAAUAAAUGGAUACCUUUUUACCUCAUCAAGGUUAUGUUUCUCUGGUGCCCGAGAAGGCCAUUUGCCGAGUUUGCUUGCCAUGAUCCACGUCAAGCACUGCACGCCCAUCCCAGCCCUGCUCGUCUGCUGUUUGGCCACCCUUGUCAUCAUGCUUGUUGGAGACACAUACACACUAAUCAACUACGUGUCAUUUAUUAACUACCUCUGCUAUGGAGUGACAAUUAUAGGCCUGUUAGUGUUACGCUGGAAGAAACCCAAAAUCUUCAGACCUAUCAAGGUGAACCUCCUCGUCCCCAUCACUUACCUGGCAUUUUGGGCAUUUCUGCUGAUCUUCAGCUUAUACUCCGAGCCGGUCGUCUGUGGAGUUGGACUCAUUAUCAUUUUAACUGGAGUGCCAGUGUUUUUCCUUGGAGUCUAUUGGAGAAAUAAACCAAAGUGUGUAAAUAGGCUAAUAGAGUCCGUGACGUGCUGGGGACAGAAGCUGUGUUUUGUGGUCUACCCUCAGGGGGGAGUUGCUGAGGAGGACGAGGCACCCUCGGCCGCAUCUCAGCGACCCACAAGCAAGACAACCACGAGGAAAUGAUGACAUGGCCUCUGAGGCUGAAGUGGCUUCUUGUUUACAUGCUGAUUCUUGCAAAAAGUUUUUCUGUAAUAAAAAAAAAAAAAAAAAAAAAAAAGAAAAAAAAGGUUUUUAGAGCUCCAGUAGUGAAGCUCAGAAAAUGAACUACACCCUCCAUGGCAUUUGUAGCUUUUAGGUUUUCCCUAAAAAAAAAAAAAAAAAAACAAAGAAAAAAAAAAAGAAAAAGACAAAAUAAAUAAAAUAUAAAAUAAGGCGCUGGUUGUUUUUUUUUUCUGCCAACGUACUUGCUCAGCAGGGGAAAGCAGCACAGAUACAGCUCUGGAAUACUGAUUUUAGCAGCCAUGAGAGUCCAUCAGAAUCAUAUAGAUUCAGGCGUUUCAAAAGCAGGGCAGUUCCCAACUCAAAAUCAAAGUGGAGAAAUCAAGAGAAAGCGAGGAGACCCAGGGCCAGCCAUGCCAGCAGGAAGAUUCCUGUUUCUGUCCCUGGGUGGGGUGAAUUCCCACAUAACACGAGGUUUCAAGGUUGCACCCAAAGGCUCAUCCCCCAGCUCACCUGCAAGAACACGGUGUGUCCAUCUGAGCAUUCAGCACCGGCUCUGCCAGGGCAGGGUCAUUCAUAGAAUCACAGAAUGUCAGGGGUUGGAAGGGACCUGGAAAGCUCACCCAGUGCAAUCCCCCCAUGGAGCAGGAACACCCAGAUGAGGUUACACAGGAAGGUGUCCAGGCGGGUUGGAAUGCCUGCAGAGAAGGAGACUCCACAACCCCCCUGGGCAGCCUGGGCCAGGCUCUGCCACCCUCACUGAGAAGAAGUUUCUUCUCAAGUUUAAGUGGAACCUCUUAUGUUCCAGCGUAAACCCAUUACCCCUUGUACUACCAUUGUUUGUCACCGAGAAGAGCCUGGCUCCAUCCUCCUGACACUCACCCUUUGUAUAUCUGUAAACAUUAAUAAGGUCACUCCUCAGUCUCCUCUUCUCCAAGCUAAAGAGCCCCAGCUCCCUCAGCCUUUCCUCAUAAGGGAGGUGCUCCACUCCCUUCAGCAUCUUUGAUUGCGCUGAACAUGAACCAGCCUGGGCACACCUGACAGGGUACAAAACCAGCAGUCUGCUUGACUGUUCAAAAAUCAUUUGGUGAUACAGAGAAAAAAAAAAUAUACAGAGGUAGUGAUAAAAAUCUCAAUUAUCUAAAUUUUGAAGCAUUUUUGCAAAGGCAGAGCAGAUGAGGAUGGAGCUCAUUGCAUUCCUGUGUGGAGCUCGGCACCAUCCAGGUGCUGACGGGAGGAUGGAGAUGUGGAAGGUUUGCAACACCUCAGCAGUGGGAACUGGAGGGAAACGUGGGAAUGAAGCCCAAUGUGUCUCUUUUCUGCUGACGUGUCAGGUGAUGGCGCGCUGCUUCAGAGACAAAUUCCCCAUUUCCACUGUGCUCAGCCAAGCGA
Molecule: messenger RNA, 3193 nt
Organism: Columba livia (rock pigeon)
Lineage: Eukaryota; Metazoa; Chordata; Aves; Columbiformes; Columbidae
Gene: SLC7A10
Product: solute carrier family 7 member 10
Exons: 11
Coding region: 209-1765 (518 amino acids)
Biological process (GO): D-alanine transmembrane transport; amino acid transmembrane transport; D-serine transmembrane transport
Cellular component (GO): membrane
Molecular function (GO): L-amino acid transmembrane transporter activity; neutral L-amino acid transmembrane transporter activity
Source: RefSeq, a predicted model, not a curated record